Molecule: messenger RNA, 1600 nt
Organism: Volvox carteri f. nagariensis
Lineage: Eukaryota; Viridiplantae; Chlorophyta; Chlorophyceae; Chlamydomonadales; Volvocaceae
Exons: 5
Coding region: 99-584 (161 amino acids)
Cellular component (GO): cytoplasm
Molecular function (GO): calcium ion binding
Source: RefSeq, a predicted model, not a curated record
AGAUUGUGCAGUAAGCAGACUUACACCUCUUAUACAAGCCUACACGGCUGCAGCAGAAAUCAAGCCUAACGUAGACGUUCAUAUAAGAGUAUAGGAGGAUGCCUAACAAAUCUAAAGACGGACCUUAUAGCACAAACUUGCCACCGCUGAAUGAAGACGAGUUGGAGAUGUGUCGGAAAGCAUUCAACAUGUUUGAUAAGGAGUCCAGCGGAACCAUUGAUACGAAGGAUCUACGGACCGCGCUGUCCGCCUUGGGUCAAAACCCGUCGGAGGAGGAGAUGUUCGUCAUGAUAAGCCAGGUCGAUGAGGAGGGCAGCCGCUGCAUCGAGUUCACCGAGUUCGUGCGGGUCAUCCAGUUCAACAAGGCCCUCUCUGCGCGGGACGCGGACGAACUGGACACGCUGGACGCAUUUGCGGCUCUGGGCGGCAAUAUCGAUCGCACGGGGAAGAUCUCCAUAGAUAAGCUCAAAUCCAUUUGCGAGGAGUUUGAACUAACGAUCAACCUGGACCGAGUUGCGAAAGACGCGGAGCAUGAAAUCAACGGCACGCUCACGUACGAGGAGUUUAAAGCUGUGUUGUCUUGAGGUCUUUUUGUGCUAGCCGCGGUGCUGGCGCUGGUGAUGCGGUUGCGUUUAAAGGCAAGGCCAAGGCGGCUUUGUUUGUUUUCCCAGUGCUGCGCUAUUGAUAUGUGCAGUCUACUCAGAGGAUAUCGGUAUCGGUUGUUGAGGUUGGUUCUCCGAGGUGAACCUUAAGGUGGUGAAACCCUGGUGUUAUAUGGUCCUGUGUGUAUUGUGUGUGUGUGUGUGUGUGUGUGUGUUACAUGGUUGGGGGGUGCGUGACGCCAUACCUGUAAAACUACCCAUACGAGCCGAAGGCCCAAGGGUGUUUUGCAUCCGGGCAUUUCGAUGCUCGCCUGGGGCGACGGGUCGUAGCAUCGAGGCCCUCUUUCAUUCACUGCAUGGCUAGGUGGCCUGGGGGCGGAAGAUGUGAGGGGGGGGAGGCUCUGAAAAGGGGCUGCAUAUCGGCUACCGUACUCACGGUGGCGCGCAAUUGACAGCGGCUGUUGAUCUGCCAGUUUGCGCGCUCGUGCCAUUGUAUGGCUCUGCCGGUGUUGACGUGCUAGGUGUAGGAGUGGGCCCAUAUCUGGGGGUGACACGCUUAGUAGGAGUUGGCGCCCUGGCCCCGCUCGAUGCGGGUACAGCUCCUGACCAUGGCAUGGUUAAGGUUAGGUUUGGUGCUGCUUUCAGUGACUGUCUCUUAGCGACUCAGGCAUGCAGGUGACACAAUGUGCUGCGGUAGCUCUGUGCGGAGUUAGCUGGGAGUGGGGAGUUGGCAUCGAAGCCACACAAAAUUAAGUGAGUCGUGCGUGAUAGCACAAUGAAUGUUCGCAGGGUUGAGGCCCCUGACCUUUAAGGGGAUGAAUAACGGUGGACAUGGUUUGGUGUCAAACGGGACGGUGUCGCGCCUGGCUCGGGCUGCUUCAUUGCCGGCAUGCGGAACCCAAUUCCAUGCAUGGGGCCUGUGCGUCGUGUCAGGUGUCUUCACUGUCGUUUCAUGCACGGAACGGAUACAUGCGCCAUUUUUGCAGAGCUGGUGUGCG